Molecule: messenger RNA, 1647 nt
Organism: Aspergillus oryzae RIB40
Lineage: Eukaryota; Fungi; Ascomycota; Eurotiomycetes; Eurotiales; Aspergillaceae
Product: cytochrome P450
Exons: 5
Coding region: 1-1647 (548 amino acids)
Molecular function (GO): heme binding; oxidoreductase activity, acting on paired donors, with incorporation or reduction of molecular oxygen; iron ion binding
Source: RefSeq, a predicted model, not a curated record
AUGGACCAUUUUAAUCUGGCAGGGCCGGAGUCGAAUACGAGUAUAACGAGCCUCGAAUGGCUGGGUAUCAAGAACUCAUUCACUGGCUCCCAUUGGGCACACAUUACGGGUCUCUCGGAGCUUCAUCCAACAGGUUUUCUUUGCUUGAUAGCCACAUUGAUUAUUGGCAUUGUUCACUUGACCAGGGGCCCCAAGCCUACCGUUCUGCCUGUUGUCAAUCCCCCCGGUACAUUUGAGCUGACAGCGAACCGAGUAAAGAAGGAAUGGCUAGUAGAUGCAAGGCAGAUUAUCCGGAGGGGAUUCGAAAAAUUCCCUGGAAAACCAUUUAACAUGAUCGCUGCUGAUGUGGGAUUGACAACGGUCCUGCCACCAGAAUACGCCAGUGAAAUUCGAAAUAACCCAAGCCUUAGCUUUGUCGCCUUCAUGGCUCAUUUGUUUUUCAGCGAACUGCCCGGAUUUGAGCCUACCAGGGAAGGGAUGUUUGAUAAUGAUAUUGGCAUCACCGUCGUUCAUAAGUAUCUCACAGUAAAUCUAGCUCGAAUCACUGAACCUCUGUCACGGGAGGCCACGGCCGCGUUGAAGGAUAUAUUCACCGACAAUUCAGAAUGGCAUGAUGCCAAUUUGAAAGCCAUCAAUCUCGCCUUAGUUGCUCGAUUGUCGUCCCGCAUUUUCCUGGGAGAAGAGCUUUGUCGGAACGAGGAGUGGCUCAAAAUCACCGUUAACUACACAGUUGACGUGAUGAAGGCGGCAGAGAGACUCCGCAGAGUGCCUGGUCCGCUUAGACGCAUUGUCCACUGGUUCCUCCCCGAGGCCCAGAAGUGCCGCGAUGAAGUCAAGCGCGCUGGAAAGGUCAUUCGGCCCGUGUUGGAAAAGCGACGGAGAGAGAAAGCGACGAUGGAGUCCGAGGGUAAGGAGGCCUUGCAGUACAAUGAUGCCAUAGAAUGGUUCGAGCAGAUGGCCAAGAGUCAAGGUACCUCCUAUGACCCAGAGGUGGUGCAGUUGUUUCUUUCGACCGUGGCCAUCCAUACAACCUCGGACCUGUUGACCGUGGUCAUGGCGGAUCUGGCUCGCAAUCCAGAGAUAAUUGAGCCACUGCGGGAGGAGAUUUCCUCAGUACUCCGAGACGGUGGGUGGAAGAAGACGUCGUUGACCGAUAUGAAGCUUUUGGAUAGUGUGCUCAAAGAGUCGCUCCGAUUAAAGCCCAUUGCUGUUGUUUCCAUGAGGCGGGUCGCCAUGGACCAUCUGAAGCUCUCGGAUGGUACGUUCCUACCCAAAGGUACCAAGAUGGCUGUUUCGUCGCACCGCAUGUGGGAUCCGGAUGUAUAUGAGAACCCGGAACAGUGGGAUGGCUUUCGAUAUGUCAAUCUACGCGAAACCCCGGGACAGGACAAACAUGCCCAGUUUGUGUCGACAAGCGAGCGCCAUCUGGGCUUUGGACAUGGUAAGCACGCCUGUCCCGGUCGGUUCUUUGCUUCUAGUGAGCUUAAGGUCGCGCUGUGCCACAUUCUGAUGAAGUAUGACUUUGAACUGGCCCCCGGAACGGUUGUACAGCAUCGCUACUCGGGGGCAUCGUACUACGCAGACCCUGCCAUUCGUGUGAUGCUUCGAAGGAGAAAUGUCGCAUUGCCUUCUUGGUUUGAGCGAUAA